GCAUUUCGUCAGCCACAUGUUCGAUCGAUUGUAGCGAAAAAAAAUUGCAAUUAACGAACUGUAAUUGUUGUGUCGGAUAUGCAACAAUCUACUACGGAACUAAAUGGAAACACUUUAAUUAUAAAAGGAGUCUUUUUUUAUAUCCUUGUUUGAGUUCUUUCAACAACUUUGUAUUUUAAAUACACAACUUAUUCUACUAAACCGGUGGAUUAUUGAUUGAAAAUAUCCGUGAUAUAAAUACGUGAAUAAAACAAACAUUAUGGUGUUCAAAGGAAAAGGUGAAAAAACAGUAUGCAUCAUUCUCUUAGACGAUGACAACAUAGAACGAGUUUAUACCUAACUGUAUCUUGGUAUUUUCAUUAAUAUUACUAAAAGAAAAAAGGAUGGAGAGAUAGACAGGCGCAUAAAAGAGGGUGGGAAGGUUAUCGGAGGUACGAACCAUUACCAGAAGUAAAAAUAUAACAAGUUAAACUAAAAUGGCAAUGUGUGAUUCUGUACUCAGACUCACUGUGCUAUACAGUAGUGAGACCUGAGUUAUCAAGGGAAGGAUAAGAGUAAAAUUAACAUGAUUGGCAUGAAAUUACUAUGCAAUAUGUGCGGUAAAAGGCUAAUUAACAAAAUCCGUAAUGACUAUAGUCUCCUCAAAAAAUGUGGUGUACAAGAGACACUGUUUGAUAAGUGUGAAAGAAAUUCGUUGAGACGGUCUGGGCACGUUAAAAGAAUGAAAGAUGAAAGACUGACGAAACAAGUAUAUCGAGGUUAAGUAAAUGGCAGCGCACAUAAAUGCAGACCGAGGUAAAAAUGAUUAGAAUGCGUGAACCUUAAUUCGAAAAGAUAAAAAAAUCCUAGAAAUACAUGAGCUUGCAUGAGGAAAUGCAUGGACGUUAAGGAAACUGUAUAGGUAUAGGUAUGCAAAUACGAGAUGAGAGCGACGAUAACUUCUCUUGACGGGAUGAUCUUUCUCCAGAAUUUUGUGAUUAAUUUUCUGUAAAUAAAGACAGUAACCCAAGAUUACCUUAAACAACGAAGGCAUUCAAUAAUUCAUGUGAACCUCGUGCCUAGAAGGGCCAUCAACCGAAUAAGAUCUGAGGUUGCGAAUGCAUUCCGAUAUCAACUCCAGGGUACGCAUGCCAAAACGAUCAAGUAGACGGCACGGGGAGGACCCGUCAAAGGCGAAAAACAUCGUCUCUUCUUAGGUCUUCAUUCCGAGCUGACCCAUAGAGUUGAAAGGAAAACAUUUGACCGAUUAAUUAAGAUCAAAUAGGCGGCUCCACCUUAUAUUCGGGAUCGAAAUAUGUAACAUAGAAAAACAGGUGCAACAACAAAUAGCAGCACUUGCAGCGCACCUCGAAUAUGCGGUGGGAAACGGGGUUCAUAUACCCGUGACACGAGACACUAUGGGCGAGCGGAGGCCAUAUCCGUGGGAUGUAGCAGGGCUACUGUCUCAUGGUCGACAGUCGUUAGGCUUGCAGCCGCCAGGGCCUGCACCUGCUCCUGCUGAACUCAUUGAAGAGGUCGAUGAGGAAAGCCUGCGUCUCAUGGUGGGCUUCACUGAUGCCAUCCUAGAGUUCGCAGAUGAGAAACCAUCAACGAGAAACGGUUGUCGGAUUGAACGCCGAGACACGGCCUCUGUGCUUGCAACAGAAUAUGAGCUUGAUGCAGGUGUAGACUCUUGCAUAUUGCGCUGCGAUCGUGUGCGCCAGGAUUUUGAGCAUAAAACUGAAAAGCCAGGUUACUAACAGCUAUGCCCCAAGAAACAUGUCAGAUUAUCCAUGCAAGUUUCCACUUCAAGGCGAUAUAUAGCAUUUUUUAUUAAAAUAAAUUGAUAUUCACUGCUGUUUUUCAUUAACAUUGCUUGAAUAACUUCGCGAUAUAUAAUCGCGUGUCAGAUGGCGCUAUUGUCAAUAACAAGCACAUUUCGUCACCGUACGAAAUAAUGCGAUCAGUCCCAUUGGCUUCAGUAGGCAUCGGAGCAUGAUAUGUAUUCUUAGAUCAUGCAUCGGAGCCUCACUCCUGCUCAACGUGAGCUCGCCAUCGUGCUUAUUUGCUUGUCUCCCGCUUCGAGUGAACUUAUUUUAAAUAAUUUACGUCGAUACUCUACUGAGAAUUUCUAUAUAGGUCCUUAUAUAGUACCCUAUCUAGAUGUGCAGUAUUAUUCUGAGGCAUUAGGUACCAUCAGAGGUACCUUAUAAGGUAUGGUCCUCCACAGGAUCCUAUAUAGGAUUCUAUGUCAUUUCCUGUAGAUGGCCCUUAUAGGUGAAACAUAUAUACUACCGUACAUACUAAAAA
Messenger RNA from Belonocnema kinseyi, 2289 nucleotides. RefSeq lists its product as uncharacterized. Lineage: Eukaryota; Metazoa; Arthropoda; Insecta; Hymenoptera; Cynipidae. The record is from RefSeq and is a predicted model, not a curated record. The coding region runs from base 1398 to 1739 and encodes 113 amino acids. The transcript has 2 exons.